AUGUCCCCCCGGCGCGACAUAGAAGAGGAGGCGUACGUCCCGACGCUGCUCUCGUCGGACGCCAACGGCGCGAGCGGCGUCCCCGCUCCAGGCUAUUACGACGAGAAGGCCGUCGACAAGGCGUCUCUCUCGGACAAGAACGUAGACCUCGACGACGACAUGGAGAAGAACGUCCCCGUCGCGAGCGACGACGGCGACGAAGCCAAGCCCCUCAACCCCGACGGCAUCGACGAGCGUGUCGAGUUCUCCCCGCACGGCGCAUACAAGCUCGACUACUCUGGCCCCCAGUCCCCGUUCCCAGAGGUCGCGGCAUGCGUGUCCCUCGAGGACGACGAGACGGACAGGGUGAACCACUUCCGCAUGUGGUUCCUCCUGCACAUCUUUGUGAUUCUGUUCGGGUGCGCUAAUACGUUCUUCGGGCAGCGAUGGCCGUCCCUCUCGCUCCAUUACGAGGUCGCGCAGCUCCUCGUCUUCCCCAUCGGUAAAGCGUGGGAGCGCUUCGUGCCGCACUGGCGCAUCGGGUUCGGGCGGUUCAGCUUCGCGCUCAACCCGGGCAAGUUUAACAAGAAGGAGCAUACCGUGAUUCUUUGUUGCGUCUCCGUCACGCUCAACAUCUACCGCUCGACCCUCGUGACCCUCUGGUCGCCCAAGUUCUUCGGGCUCAACUGGUCCCCCGCGUGGGGGUUCCUCUGGCUCCUGACGUCCACAAUGCUGGGCUUCGGCCUGGCCGGCAUGGCACGGCGCUGGCUAGUGUACCCGGGUAACAUGAUCUGGCCGAAGACGCUUGCGUCGGCGGUGCUCAUGCGCGCGCUGCACGAGGAGAACAACUUCAAGGGCAAGGUCCACGGGUGGGGGCUGAGCAGGUACCGCUUCUUCCUCGUCUUCGUGCUCUUCUCCUUUGUGCUCUUCUGGUUCCCCGGCUAUAUCGCUACUUGCCUCAGCAGCUUUGCGUUCCUCACCUGGAUCUUUCCCAACAACCAGAAGGUCAACACCAUCUUCGGGACCAAGACUGGCCUGGGGCUCCUGCCCAUCUCGCUCGACUGGACGAUGUUCAACUAUGUCGGCUCGCCCCUGUCCACCCCGUUCUACAUCAACGCCAACUGGUUCUUCAACAUCGCGCUCUUCUACCUCAUCAUCGCGCCCAUCCUGUACUACAAGGACGUGUGGUUCUCCGGCCAUCUCCCCAUGUUGUCGUCGGGCCUCUUUGACAACACGGGUGCGCCGUACAACGUCUCGCGCGUCCUCGACCCCGUGACCAACCGGUUCAACGAGGCGGGCUACCGCGCCUACUCGCCCAUCUACCUCUCCAUGUCGUACACCCUGUCCUACGCCCUGUCCUUCGCGGCAGUGUCGUCCGUGCUCGUCUACACCGUCCUGUACAAUGGUAAGGAGAUCAUCUCGCGCCUCCGCAAGAGCGACAAGGAGACAGAGGAUGUGCACAAGCGCAUGAUGAACAAGUACAUCAACGUCCCCGACUGGUGGUACCUCGUACUCGACAUCAUCAUGCUGGGUGCUGGCAUUUUCCUCACUCGCUUCUGGCCGUCCGACCUCCCAGUGUGGGGCUUCAUCGGGUGCUGGGUCGUCGGUAUCAUCCUCAUCAUCCCACAGGGCAUGCUCGAGGGCAUCUCCAACACACGCGUGUACUUUGAGAUCUUGGCCGAUCUGAUCGCAGGAUACCUCUGGCCCGGCAAGCCGCUGGCCAAUCUCUACGUUGACUGUUUCGGCAACCAACUCGUCAAGGUCGCCCUCGACUUCUCCACCGACAUGAAGCUCGGCCAGUACAUGAAGGUCCCGCCCAGGACCCUCUUCUUCGCACAGGCCUACUCUGUAUUCCUGGCUGCUGCUUCCCAGACUGGCGUUAUUCGCUGGAUGCUGGGUCACAUUGACGACUUUUGCAGCCCCAGCCAGAAAGGUCACUUCAUCUGCGCAUCACCUCGCGUUCGGUACAAUAGUACGAUUAUUUGGGGCACAGUGGGACCUCGUAUUCUCUUCGGGCCCAACUCAGAGUACCGCCAUCUGUACUGGUUCUUCCUCAUCGGGCCCGUGGUGACGGUCCUCGUGUGGCUGGCGUGGCGCCGCUGGCCCAACUCGUUCCUCGCCAAGGUCAACAUCCCGCUGCUGUUCAACUCGGCCGGCUGGAUCCCGCCAGCCACGACGACAAUGUACAGCCUGACCUUCAUCCUGGGGUUCCUGUUCAACUUUGUCAUUCGGCGCCGCUACUUCGCCUGGUGGAAGCGGUACAACUACCUCCUCCAAGCGGCGAUGGACACGGGCGUCGCCCUCGCCAUCAUCAUCAUCUUCUUCGGGCUGACGUACCACGGCAUCAAGAUCAACUGGGCGCUCAACACCAUCGGCACGACGAACAUGGACGCGAAGGGCACGCCGGCGUACAAGCUCAACGCCGAGCUCGACGCCCUCGUCGAGCAGGUCAACAAGGCCAACCUCGGCAAGAAGUCGUCCAUCGGCUUCGGCUUCGCCCCGCCCCCUCCCUCCACGCUGCGCAGGUACCACAAGGCCGGCGUCGACCUGUCCCAGGGCUACCCGUUCUACCUCGAGCCCGACACCCCCGAGUACGACGAGGCGCAGAAGCGCGGCGCCAACCCGCGCGACGGCAAGCCCUACGCCGACCCGGGCCUCAAGGCCGACCCCGAGAAGAAGGCGCUGUUCGGCGCCGCCAAGAGCGUCAACCAGCUGACCAAGCACAUUGGUACCGAGCUCGUCGGCAUCCAGCUCAAGGAUCUCAACGAGCAGCAGCGUGACGAGCUCGCCCUCCUCGUCGCGGAGCGCGGCGUCGUCUUCUUCCGCGACCAGGACAUCUCGCCGCAGGAGCAGCUCGAGCUCGGCGAGUACCUCGGCGACGGUGCCGUCGCCAACUCGUCCACGGUCGCCUCGGUGCCCGGCACGAACGGCGGCGUCAACAUCAUCUGGGAGACGGCGCGCACGUACAAGCGCUCGUUCCGCCUCCCGUGGCCCGAGUACGACGGGUACCGCGGCCACGGGUGGCAUGUCGACGGCCUCGGCCGCUACAUCCAGGCCGGGUACACCCACCUGCACCAGGACCACGUGCCCGACGACUCGGGCGACACGCUCUGGGCGUCCGGCUACGCGGCGUACGACAUCCUCUCGCCCGGCCUCAAGAAGGUCGUCGACGGCAUCACGGGCAUCUACACCCUCGGCACGGAGAAGGACGAGAGCGGCCGCACGAUCCCCAAGUUUGUCCAUGCGCCGCUCGUCCGCACCCACCCCGUCACGGGCUGGAAGAGCCUGUACCUCUCCGACCGCGGCCUGGUCGGCUUCGAGGACUGGGACAAGAACGAGAGCGACCACCUCCUCAAGUACCUCAUCGACGUGCUCCAGGGCUCGCCAGAGAUCCAGGUCCGCUGGAAGUGGACCCCCGGAGCCAGCGCCAUCUGGGACCAGCGCAACACUGUCCACGCCCCCGUCCGUGACUGGGAGGAGGAGCGCCACGGCACCCGUCCGGACGACGCGGCGCGCGAUCGCCGCCUGCGGUUCCGCCUCGACGCCAUCCUCAUGACGUACACUGCGCUGUCGUACACGCUCAAGUUCCUCGACCAGUCAAACUAUACAUAUGCGUACUCCUCGGGAAUGCAAGAAGACCUCAAGCUCUACGGCAACGAGCUGACCUGGAUGGGCACCAUCUUCUCCAUCGGCUAUAUCCUCGGCACGAUCCCCACGCAGAUCCUCCUGACGUACAUCCGCCCCUCGUACUUCCUCGGCACGGUCGAGAUGAUCUGGGGCGUCUUCGUCCUGUGUAUGGCGGCAGCAAAGCACGUGAACACGAUCUACGCGAUGCGCUUCCUCAUCGGCCUCUUCGAGGCGUCCGCGUACCCGGGCCUCAUCGCCGUCCUGGCAUCGUGGUACACGCCGCGCGAGCUGGGCAAGCGCGUCGCCAUCCUCCAGUCGGCUUCGGCCCUCGGCGCAAUGUGGGCCGGAUACCUCCAAGCUGCGGUCUUCGCGGGUCUGAACGGCGCGCACGGCCUCCCCGGCUGGAAGUGGGGCUUCAUCGUCAACGGUGCGAUCACGAUCCCGGUUGGCCUACUCGGAUACUUCUGCCUGCCCGACUCGCCGGCCAACUCGCGUGCGCGCUGGUUGACACCCAAGGACAUUGAGUACGCCACGAUCCGGAUGGCCCGCGUCGGGCGCGCUCCCGCCAAGGGGCUGAGUCGGGCGACCUUGCGCCGCGUGUUUGGCUCGUGGCACCUCUGGGCCUUUGCCCUCCCCUACGGCUUCUGGGUCAUCAACGGCCAGGCUAUCGGCUUCCUCAUCCUGUGGCUCAAGUCCACCAAGCGCUACUCUAUCGUCAAGAUCAACCUCAUCCCUACUGGAGGCUACGCGCUUGAGAUCGUCACAGCGAUUGGGUUCGCCGCCUUGUCCGACUACCUCGGCGUGCGAUGGCCGGUCAUUGUGUUGACGGGGUUGAUUGGACUGUUCAGCGCCAUUGUGCUGACCGUGUGGAACGUGUCGUUUGGGCUCCAUUUCGCCGCUCAUCUGCUCAUCUUCUCCACCAUCGGCGGCUCGGCACUUAUCCUAACCUGGGUGUCUGAGCUGGUCGGCGACGACGCCGAGGCGCGUAUCCUCAUCGUGGCCAUCCUCAACACGCUGGCCUAUGUGUUCAACGCCGCCUUGCCUUGUGGGUACUCCUCCAUCACGACCCGCGCCGACCUCCUCGCGGUCGAGGACAAGCUGCACCUCAUGCCACCGGAGCGUGCGCGCAAGGUCAUAAAGCAGGUGUACGACAUGCACCGGUACGACCAGAACUUCAACGGCGAGCUGCUUUCGCGCAUCGAGACGUUCCUGUUCGGCAGGGACGACCUCGAGGGCGAGAAGCACGACGAGCUCGUGCGCGAGAUGCAGCUCGAGGCGCUGCUCGUCACUGAGAACUCGCCGUACGCCGAGGUCCGCGCCGUCGUGGAUAACUGGGACGACACGACCCUGCCGAGCUUGACCUUCCGCGUGUGGUUCAUCGGACUCAUCUUCGCCGGCGCCGGCGCUUUCAUCAACCAGCUCUUCUCGAUCCGCCAGCCGGCCGUCUACGUCUCGAGCAACGUCGCGCAGCUGCUUGCGUGGCCUGCGGGCAAGUUUGUCGAGCGUAUCACGCCCCGUGGCACAUUCCUCAACCCCGGUCCUUUCAACAAGAAGGAGCACAUGCUCAUCACCAUCAUGGCCGCCGUCGCGUUCAACACCCCUUACACCAGCUACAUUGUCUUUGCGCAAGCCAUGCCGCAGUACUUCAACCAGUCGUACGCUAGGAAGUACGGCUACCAGAUCCUCAACUCGCUCGGAUCCAACUUUGUGGGGUACGGUCUUGCUGGCCUGACGCGCCGGUUCAUCGUGUUCCCGUCCUUCUGUGUGUGGCCGAGUUCGCUCACCACCCUGGCCAUCAACAAGGCCUUCCACUCGGACGACGCGGGCAGCGUCCCUGGCCCGUUCAACCGCAUCUACUCGAUCUCGCGCAUGAAGUUCUUCCUCAUUGCAUUCGUUUCAAUGUUUGCAUACUGGUGGUUCCCCGGCUUCAUCUUCACCAACCUCUCCGUCUUCAACUGGAUGUCCUGGAUCGCACCGCACAACCAGGUGUACAACAACCUCGUGGGCUUCAACAACGGGCUCGGACUGUUCAACAUCUGGCCCACGUUCGACUACAACAUCCCCUCGUGGAAUGGCUGGACGCCACUCUCGAUCCCCCUCUUCGCCGUCCUCAACCAGUUUGCCGGGCAGUGCCUCGGCGCUGUGAUGAUCCUGGGGAUGUACUACGGGAACGCCUUUGACACGGGCUACUUGCCCAUCAACUCAAACAAGCUCUACGACAACAAGGGCAAGAGGUACAACGUCACGCGCAUCAUCGACGAGAACACUAACUUUGUCGAGGAAAAGUACCAAAAAUACUCGGAGCCUUUCAUGGCCGCGGGCAACCUCACCAUUUACUUCUGGUUCUUCGCAUGCUACUCAGCUACCGUUUCCUACACCUUCCUGUACCACAAACUCGAGGUCGUGAACGGCUUCAAGGGAUUCUGGCGUAUUGUCAAGAAGCAGUUCAACCGCAACAGCGAGGAGCAGGACGAACAGGAGGAGGACCUCGGCCAGGACAUCCACUUCCGACUCAUGAAGGCUUACCCUGAGGUUCCUGAGUGGUGGUAUUUCAUUGUCCUGUGCACUGCGCUCGUUGUCGGCUGCCUCGGUGUCGCCGUCUACCCGACCCACACCACCCCCGCUGUUGUCAUCUACGGUAUCCUCAUGGCUCUCAUUUUCGUCGUCCCCGUGGGCCUCAUCACCGCUGUUACUGGUGUUCAGAUCACCAUGAAUGUGCUUGCUGAAUUUAUCGGUGGUGUCCUCGCCUCUGGCGACGCCCUGGCAGUCAACUACUUCAAGAUGUACGGCUACAUCACCACUGCCCAGGCUGUGUUCUUCGCAUCCGACCUCAAGCUGGCCCACUACACCAAGAUCCCUCCCCGCCACACCUUCUACUGCCAGAUGGUUGCCACUCUCGUGUCCACGUUCAUUUGCACAGCCAUCUUCAACUUCCAGAUGAGCUUCCCCAACGUGUGUACCUCGGACGCCUCCUUCGGCAUGACCUGCCCAGGAGAGAACACCUUCUUCUCUGCGGCGGUUUUCUGGGGCACGCUGGGUCCUACCAAGGUCUUUGGACCGAGGGGUAGAUACAAGUCUCUCCUCAUUGGCUUCCCCGUCGGAGCAGUCCUGCCCUUCAUCACCUUCUAUGCUGCCAAGUGGUUCCCCAAGCAGAAGUGGAUCCGCAACAUCCACCCCGUCAUGUUCUGCGCCGGCGGUCUCCUCUGGUCGCCCUACAGCAUGUCCUACAUGUGGCCCAUGGUUAUGAUCACUUGGUUCUCCUGGGGCUACAUCAAGCCCCGAUACCUCGCCUUCUGGUCCAAGUACAACUACGUCCUUGCCGGUUCCUGGUCUGCGGCCAUUGCCAUCGCUGCCAUUGUCAUCUUCUUCGCCCUCGAGAUCCCCAAUGUCAACCUCGACUGGUGGGGAAACAACCCCCUGCCCGACGACGCUUGCGAGUCGGUCGCGUGCAGGUACCUCCCUAUUCCUGACAAGGGCUACUUCGGCCGCGCUCCGGGCACGUAUGCCUAG
Messenger RNA from Vanrija pseudolonga, 7116 nucleotides. Its product is annotated as Glutathione transporter 1. The transcript has 12 exons. Gene Ontology annotation, molecular function: oligopeptide transmembrane transporter activity; oxidoreductase activity. Gene Ontology annotation, biological process: transmembrane transport. Gene Ontology annotation, cellular component: plasma membrane. The record is from RefSeq and is a predicted model, not a curated record. The coding region runs from base 1 to 7116 and encodes 2371 amino acids. Lineage: Eukaryota; Fungi; Basidiomycota; Tremellomycetes; Trichosporonales; Trichosporonaceae.